Molecule: messenger RNA, 3056 nt
Organism: Macrobrachium nipponense
Lineage: Eukaryota; Metazoa; Arthropoda; Malacostraca; Decapoda; Palaemonidae
Product: sphingomyelin phosphodiesterase 4-like
Biological process (GO): glycerophospholipid catabolic process; sphingomyelin catabolic process; ceramide biosynthetic process
Molecular function (GO): sphingomyelin phosphodiesterase D activity
Source: RefSeq, a predicted model, not a curated record
UAGAGGCCUUCAAAGCUGUUAGAUCUUUUUGAUGAAGGGAUCCAUUGUAAUUGAGAGUGGUAACUGCCACGUCAAAGAGAAACAAGAAGUUAAAGAUGGAAAGCUAAAUAAGAGCCUGCUUGUCAAAAGUGGUUUCAGUUGUAAUUCACUGAUCAAGGUUCGGUUGCAAAAUGCUAUUAACCAGCCAGUCCUGCAGCUACGAUGUGAAGAAGUGGGUCGAAUAUUAAAUGAGUCUACUAGUAAAGAUGCUAGUUUUGUACUUCGCACAGUGAUUGACAGCAUCUUUGGCAUGAAUGGCCAACUCGGUUGGGGUCUGAGGACCAUAACGCACUCUUCCUUACCACGAGAAUUUGAACAGCUUUGUGCUUUCCUCAGUGCCUCAGGACCAUUGCUAUCAUUUACAUACAGACUGGCUAAUGAUCCUUUCUUGUUAUUUGAAUUUCCUGUGGCCUGGCUUCCUGCCAAAUCACGAGCAGAAAUUGAGGAGGGUGUGCCUGGUAAUUUCUAUGUCAACAAAGUUCAGAAUCCAGGCCCUGGAAAAACACCAACAAACAUUUUGUUAAAUGCUUUUGAGUUCUACAUCUUCCACUAUGCUCACUUUUUGGUGAAUGGGAGCAAUCACAGAUGGUCACUAUCUUGGUCAACCUCUGGUGAUGCCAUUUAUCCUAGCCUGCUUGAAGAUUAUCUUCGGACAUUUCUUCUGCCAUGUGAUGGAUCAGUUCCCCCUGGCCCACCAAGUCCUCCUGUGUCACCCCGGGGGGUGCUAUCUCCUAUGAACUCCAGGGGAGCUGGUGUUGGCAGUAAUAACUUGUACCUGACCUCUUUUGGAUCUCCAAUUGGAUGGCGCCCGACCCGCACCACAGUCAACCCUGGGUUUCAGGCUACAGAGCGAACUGGCCCUCUCUCAUCCACACUACAGGGUGCGCACAACCAGCAUCCGCAACUAAACAUUUGGAGCCAAUUGUCAUAACGGUUUCAGGCUGUGAUUCAAGUCUUCGUAGAGAUGUGGGUCAAUCAGUGCCUGCCCGUGACAAGGUCUCCAGGGAGGUCCCCGUCUUCCGCGGCACCUCCUCCUCAUGCUGGCCAGUACACUGCUCUGCAUGCCUGCAGUGUCUUUUCAGAACACACUCCUCUAGAGUAUCGGCCAAAUUGGCACACAAAUGGCUUUGAGGUGUUUGUUCCUUCAAGUGAUCAUGUUCGAGUUGUAAGAAUGCUCAUCAAACAUCUCUUCUUUUCAAAUAGUGCAAAAUCAGCGCAGCCCUCUCCUCUUGAUGAUUUACGCAAGAAUCUCUGGACCAUGUAUAGGAAGAGUUUGUAUCAAUUCCUGUGUCACACCUUUAGUCACUGGCCCUUGGAUUCUUCAUUUAGAUUGGUGUUGGAAACAUGGUUAUCAUACAUUCAACCUUGGAGGUAUACUGAAUAUGCAUCUACUACCAGAGCUCCAUAACCUGCCAGCAUAGAGUUGGAAAAACACAGCGUUGUGGAGGGCAAAUGGAAAGUUUAUAUUGCUGAGAAUCUGCUUUUCUAUAUACUUUUGCUUGUUUUAAAUUUUCACCAUUUAGUGUGUCGUCUUUUCCGACUUGACCUGUCAGCUCCAAAGAAUGCUCAGAUUCUUUUCAGAGUAACUAAGGUAUACUCACAAGGAAGCCUGUGCUCUUAUAUAAGGGAAAUUGAAGUUGCUUUGGAAGACCCACACUUCAUGCAUCGCACGUUAAUUGGUGCUCCACAAGCCUUAGGUUCACACAGCACAUUCUCAGGUCUUGCAGGAGAUCACUUUCCUGCCAGAUCUUUAGCCUCUGUUGCCAGAGCACACAUAUCAGAAAUGGAAGGGCCCAGCUAUAGCUACAUGGCUAUGUUCAGUCCCAGCAAUGUGACCAUGAUGGAGUCUUUGUUGCGACACAUCCGAAGAGCUCAUGAAGCCGUUUCUAGUGAACAGCAACAAGCUAUGAUGACAAAUUCGAUGAACAGCAUAACUGAUGCAUCUAAUAGAACAGGAUGGUGGUGUACUGUUAAGAAGUUUUUUGAAACUUCAUGUCCGUCUGAGGAUGACACUGCUGCUGAAGAUAUCAGGAAAACUGUCAUUCAUCUGGAUAAUGCCCAAAGACAAUUGUCUGCCAUUUACAAUUUACCCGUGAUUGCAUCCCUUGACUUCACUCAAAAUGUAACUAGAGCCAGUAUCUCUCAGGAGGGCUUUGACUCUCCAUUUAAAAUGACUUCAGAUGACCCUUCAUCCCCACAGCGCAUAAACACAGACAAGGGUCCAGUGCUGACUGAUUAUGGUCGUUACCAACUACUCACAGGCUUACGCAGAUUAGAUCUUAAGUAUGAAGGUGACCCAGAUUUAAAACCAAUUUGUACUUACGAAGUUGCAUUUCUUGUUCGAUGGCUAUAUGCAAUGUCUGUGUUAAUGAAUUCAAAGUAUGGCCAGAAGAUGAAGGAAUUGUACUUCCGAGGCGAUUUAGUUGGCUUUUUCCUGAGGCUGCUCCUCAAGGCACCAGAGACAGUGUUUGAACUGCACAAGAACAGUGCAGGCUCCCCCCAUUCCCGCGUAAAGAAGGACCUACCCCCAAGGCUUAGUCUGAGAUUCCAGGCUAGCAAGCAUGUAAUUGGUUAUGAAUUAGCAUUUUGCUUGGUAUUCUACAUACUAGGUCUUUGGGGAUUGCUGGUGAAGAUGCUUUUAACAUUAGUAGCUCUUGCUGCUGGCUAUUAUGUAUUUAGUUGUUACAUUCUUCACCAAUACCUUCACCAUGAACCACAGCAAUAUCAAAGUGAAGAGCAAAAUGUUUCCAAUGAAAGUCUUUGAAAAUGUCAAAUUUGUAACUUAAGUCUUCUGAUGUAUGAAAAUUCUAUCACAGAAUGUUUAGAUCACAAACUUUAUAAGUUAUAAAAGUAUAAAUAACAGAUUCUUUAUGCUUUUGCUAUUUGUUUUUCAUCAUAAAUCAAGAAAAAUUGUAAUUUGUGAUUGCUGAUCAUGUGUACAAACCUUUGUCUGCAUUUUCUUAAUUAUAAGGUGCCCUUGAUUAUGUAUGUAUAUUUUUUAAUAAAAUAUAAAGUAA